Messenger RNA from Contarinia nasturtii (swede midge), 3231 nucleotides. Its product is annotated as glucose dehydrogenase [FAD, quinone]-like. The transcript has 8 exons. Bases 105 to 1988 code for a protein of 627 amino acids. Gene Ontology annotation, molecular function: flavin adenine dinucleotide binding; oxidoreductase activity, acting on CH-OH group of donors. NCBI's taxonomy places the organism in Eukaryota, Metazoa, Arthropoda, Insecta, Diptera, Cecidomyiidae. The record is from RefSeq and is a predicted model, not a curated record.
UCAUUCAACUUUAAAGCAAUUUAAGGGGGCGGAGGAUUGGAACAUUUCGUCGUAUUUUAUAUUUUAUUAUUUUUUUUAUGUCAAUACUGUAGGCUGGGCCAAGUAUGGCUUUUGCUGCAAUUUCUAGCGUAUUUUCAACUGGUACUUUAUUAGCCGCACCGGUUACAGCGUUAAGUUUAAUUCCACUACUUGCACUCGGCAUUAAUUAUUAUCGAUAUCAAAGCAUCGAUCCAGAAGGUAGACCAAUCGAUGCACAACAAAUUCGUAUACAAUAUGAUUUUAUUGUUGUUGGUGCGGGGUCGGCGGGGGCAGUCGUCGCCUCUAGAUUAUCAGAAAUUCGAAAUUGGACCGUUUUGCUCAUAGAAGCUGGCGGUGAUGAGACGGAAAUAAGUGAUGUACCAGCAUUGGCUGGCUACCUACAACUCAGCGAAAUGGAUUGGAAAUAUCAAACAUCGCCUCCACCAGAUCGAGCUUAUUGUCAAGCUAUGAUUGGUGAUCGAUGCAAUUGGCCUCGCGGCAAAGUAAUGGGUGGUUCAUCGGUUCUCAAUGCCAUGGUUUAUGUCCGUGGCAAUAAACGUGAUUACGAUAGUUGGGCGCAACAAGGGAAUCCUGGUUGGGAUUACGAAAAUAUCUUGUACUACUUCAAAAAAUCGGAAGAUAAUCGAAAUCCAUUUUUGGGCAAAAAUCCAUAUCAUGGCACCGGCGGUUAUUUAACUGUACAAGAAGCUCCAUGGCGUACGCCAUUGUCAUUGGCCUUUGUAAAAGCUGGCCAGGAAUUGGGCUAUGAAAAUCGCGAUAUAAAUGGUGAAUCUCAAACUGGUUUUAUGUUGACACAGGCAACCAUUCGUCGUGGCAGUCGAUGCAGUACAUCGAAAGCAUUCUUGAGACCGGUGCGAAUGCGAAAAAAUCUUGACAUCAUUAUGCAUUCGCAGGUGACACGAGUGCUAUUUAAUAAAGGUCGACGGGCGCAUGGUGUUGAAUUUGUGCGCGAUGGAAAAUUCCAUAAGGUAUACGCUAGAAAAGAAGUGAUUCUCAGUGCUGGUGCUAUAAAUAGUCCACAAUUGUUAAUGCUCAGUGGAAUCGGUCCAUUGGAUCAAAUGAUUGCACAUAAUAUUUCACAAGUUGCCGAUUUGCCAGUCGGUCAUAAUUUACAAGAUCACGUUGGUUUAGGGGGUUUAACAUUUGUCAUUGAUGAACCGGUUACAUUUACACGAAAGCGAUUUACAAAUAUGGGCGUUGGCAUGGAAUACAUUAUGAAUGAACGUGGACCGAUGACAAUGCCCGGUGUUGAAGGUGUUGCAUUUGUAAAUACAAAAUAUGCUGAUCCGUCCGGUGAUUGGCCGGAUAUUCAGUAUCAUUUUGCACCAAGUUCCAUUAAUUCGGAUGGCGGCGAACAAAUUCGAAAAGUGGUUAAUCUUCGUGACGGCGUUUAUAAUACCGUUUAUAAACCAUUGUUAAAUUCAGAAACAUGGACCAUUUUACCUCUACUUUUACGACCGAAAAGUUCUGGAAGAGUAACACUACGAAGUAAAAAUCCAAUGCAUAAACCAGUUAUUGAGCCGAAUUAUUUUGCACACCGUGAAGAUAUUAAUGUUCUCAUUGAAGGAAUACGAAUUGCAUGUAAUAUAUCCGAUCAACCGGCAAUGCAACGUUUUGGAUCACGUUUACAUCGGAUUCCAUUUCCGGGGUGUCGCCAUUUGCCAUUCGAUUCGGAUGAAUAUUGGGAAUGCUCUAUUCGACAGUUUACAUUUACAAUAUACCAUCCAACUGGAACAGCAAAAAUGGGCCCAAGUUAUGAUGAUGGGGCUGUUGUCGAUUCUAGAUUACGAGUUUAUGGAGUUACUGGUCUACGUGUUAUCGACGCCAGUAUUAUGCCAACCAUUGUUAGUGGAAAUCCAAAUGCACCGGUAAUUGCUAUUGGUGAAAAGGGUGCGGAUAUGAUCAAAGAAGACUGGGGUCAACGCGCCAAAAAGUCAAUAAACACCUGAGCGACUCCAUGAACAAAGAGAUUAGAAUUUAGUAAAUGGCUGAUAAAAUUUGAGACAUACUCUCAUGGGCCCAAUGAGCAUUGUGAAAUUAUACAAAUUAAUAUAAUGCGUGAAUGCAAGAUAAAAUACUCUCUAUCUCUCACAGAUCAACAUUAAUUUAUUCUCUUUAAUUUAUACCUGUAGAUGAGAAAAUAUUCAUGAAAAUUAAAUCAAUUAGGUGUAUAAGUGUUUGUUUGAUAUUUUGUACAAUAAUUUUUCAUACCUAAAAUUAUAAUAAAAGAAGCACAUUUUUGGAAUAAAUUAUGUAAAGAAACCAUUCAAUUUUGGAUUUGUUUACAGUUGAACAGGCAUACAUUGGGACUGAUGUGCAAAUGACGUCUUUGAUGAAAAAAAAAAAAUCUGUAUGCAAAGUGCCUUUGACAAAGAGAAAAUUCAUGCAUAUUAGUGCUGUAUUUUGACAAUUUUACGUACAAUAUUCCCAUUCAGCUCGUUAAGUUAAUAAGAUACAGUUAACAUCAUUGUAUGCAUUUGUUAAAAGUUGAAUUAUCUGACAAUAUAUCGGAUGCAUUUAAUUCUCUCAAUAUCUGUUCUCUGUUGUCGAAGAAAAAUUGAAUAUUGUUUCGAUUUUUAUUUGUAUAAGAAAUAAAUUGAAUAGAAUAUAAGAAGUGCCUAGUCAAUAAGUGCAUCAUUUUCAAUCGAUAAAUUUCUCAAUAUUAUCAGCAGCACACACAACUGAUGAAUCGAACAAUGUAUGAUGUUAGACGUUAAUAACAAAUAUACCAUUUGAACCUGCGUAGCACAUAUUACGAUGUACAUUUUUUUUCUCUCUCUCGAAUUGUUGUUGGUUUUUUUCUAAAUAACGAAAUUAUAACGGUUCAGUUCAUAAAUAGGGAAAUGUAAAUGAUUGAAGGCGCUUUAGACUCAACCGCUCAGAUGCAUUAAACUGAUAAUGAUGUUGAUUGAUCAUUGAAUGGAAAUCAUUUGUUUUGGCGAAACAAAAACACAAAAGUGAAAUGAAUAUAUAUAAAAAAAAACAAGACUGAUUAUGAUUUUCAAGCAGUGUUGAAUCACGUCUGUGCUACUAUGGCUAAAAAUGGAAGAGUUGUGUUAAAUGUAAUCGAAGUUGAAAUUGAUGAAAACGAAAUGAGGCGAUUAUCAGCACAAUUUAAUGUACAUAUAGGUUGAAAACGAAUGAAUAAAUUUAUUGCCUGAUUAUUUUUACAAUAAAAAAAACUUCAUUUCA